AUGACCAUGGCGCUAGAGACGAUCAAUCUUCCUCACUUGCCUGCCGAGCUCCCGGUUUUUGUGGCACUUUACCGCAAUGUGGAGAAUGCAGAAUUCUUGCGCCAGCAGCUGCUUGCUGGUAACACCGAAUUUGAAUAUGCCUUGAUUGAUGCAAGCAUGGUUCUAUCACGAACACAUGCUAUCACAGCUAUCUUCCGAGCAGUCAAUGACUAUUUGAACAACCGCCUCAAGUCCCGCAAUGUACACUCGGAGAUUGUCUUCUCCUUCCUUGCGGCCAACAAUAUCGCUGACUCAUUCCGCAAAUUUGGCAUUGCCGACUCCACCAAGGACUUGUUGGUGGUGAAAGUCCCCGUGUCCCCGGAGAUAACGCAUGACUCCAUUGCCACACACCUGGAAGCUUCCAUCAAAGGGAAUUCCGUAACCUUUGACGACCAAAUUCUUUCUGAGAUCUCGGAUAUUGCCAAGAUCAAGAAGGCGUACAAGCUCGGAGCUUUGCCUACUCCUGGGCCGAAGCAGGCUAGCGGUACACCCGAUGACGCUAAACGACGACUUGAGCUGUCAAUUUUGGGUGCAAUUGCUCUACGUGGAUCAUGA
Molecule: messenger RNA, 594 nt
Organism: Penicillium longicatenatum
Lineage: Eukaryota; Fungi; Ascomycota; Eurotiomycetes; Eurotiales; Aspergillaceae
Product: EKC/KEOPS complex subunit CGI121/TPRKB
Exons: 3
Coding region: 1-594 (197 amino acids)
Biological process (GO): telomere maintenance via recombination; tRNA threonylcarbamoyladenosine modification
Cellular component (GO): EKC/KEOPS complex; nucleus; cytosol
Source: RefSeq, a predicted model, not a curated record